UGUCGUCUAGGUUUUCGCCUUCACAAACAGAGACUUGAAGUUGAAAUUGAAGCGAUUCCAUUCAAACCUUCCAUGAUUUCCCGGAAGAAAAUGCGCCCAUCUUCAGGGUGUGGCGGAAUCUCAGGGUAAUUUUGUUUGGUUAGAAGGAAAGGUUGAGAGAAAAAUGGAGGGAAAGCCUAAUGGAUAUCAAACCUCCUCUUUUGUUGCCGAUCUUUUCGAUGUCGAGGAGUCGCCAUUGUCAUCAGCAUCAGGAGUUCUUGCACCAAUGUUUCCUUCUCCACAGAAGGUGGGAAGCAGGACUUCUAGCUCUGGGGAUUGGCUAAAACAGACGAACGGGAAUCAACCACGCCACACCAAGGAAGGAAAUUCAGGAGGGAGCUUGGAGCCUUGUCAUCUGAGUUCAUCUCUAUACUAUGGAGGACAAGAUGGAUAUUCCGAGGCCCCAUCAGCUGGACCAUCCCCACCCCCACCGUCCCCUUUGAAGAAAAGUGGGGGAGAGGAUGAUCCAAAUGGAAACAACUCUCAACCUGCUUCUAGGGGAAACUGGUGGCAAGGUUCCCUUUAUUAUUAGGACCUCUGCCUUGCCUUGGCGGCACAUGAAUCCCCACCUAUUUUCUAAGGAAUUCAUGAAGCAGCAUAGCAGAUGGAUUUGCAUUACACUGUUACUUUUAGUUUGAAAAUGGUGUGAGUUUUCUGUAUUCCCUUUUCUCAAAUUCCUAGUUUAUAUAUAUAAAGCAUUGCUGUUUCUUACAUACUCUACAUAAAAUGGUUCUUCCUAAUAAUGAAUGAUAUCUAUGGAUGAUUGCAAA
Cucurbita pepo subsp. pepo (vegetable marrow) is the source of this 809-nucleotide messenger RNA. The record is from RefSeq and is a predicted model, not a curated record. Lineage: Eukaryota; Viridiplantae; Streptophyta; Magnoliopsida; Cucurbitales; Cucurbitaceae.